AUGACAACCACCGCUCCUCCUCUCCAAGAUCAUGAUCCCUCCAAUACAUGUUCCUUAUGGAUGAAUGAGAACGCUCCAAGCAAUAACAUGAAACAAGAGACAAGUAGCUUCUCGGUGGCAAGUGACAACUCGACUUGCCAUCAUUCCAGUGCUUGUUCUCGUGAAGGAGGAUCACUCAUGUUGAAUCUGGAUGUGAACGAUUUCAUAACUUGUUAUUUACUCUUGAAGAGUUGUCCUUCUUCUUCUUCCUCAACCAUGAACGUUGCAGAUUACAUCCAAAACGUUCAAAAUUCAUUCACCACCACCACCACAACAACAUCCCUGAGAAACAAUACCAUUGUAUUGGACAAUGUCAUGAUGAUGAUGAGGACCACCACUUGUGAUGAUGAAGAAUCCAUGUUCUGUGUGCACCAAUUGCAACCACAGAACGAAACGAUCAAUCUGCACUCCUCUCCAUUGGGUGUUGUGACAGCCACCAUGAACAUGGACCAUGUCACCACUGCUACAACCAACGCCACGGUGACCUUGACAACGCCACCUCACACGACGAUGAACUCCUCCUGCUCCCCAACAACAACAACACCACAAUCCAACUCCCAAUUCUGUGCCAUACAAUCUCCUCCAUUAUUUAUCGAUGAGUCCAAGACGGAUCAUUCUAAAAGAACAAGUUCUUCUGUAACGAUGAUGAUGAAGAAGAAGAAGAAACAAUCCAUCCUGGAGGCUUCCAAGAAAAUUACAAAACGUUCCUCCUCCUCCUCCUCCUCCUCAAGAGGAAGAGUUCUUGUUCAUCAAAACAACAACAACAACAACCGAACCUCCAAAACUACAUUCAUUAACACAAACUACUCGAGUAAACAAGCUCCUAAAGGCCACAAAAGUUCCAUGAAUCCUCCAAAACCUGAAUCGAUGCAAUUUACCUUUCCUUCUUGGACCUUCCAUCUUCUCAAUACUACUUCUUCUACGGCCCGUCCAGAUGAAUCAAAGGCUUCUCCUUCUUCUAAAAGCAAAACAAAUUCUUUAAUCUCAUCCUCUUCUUCAAAGGGAGCCUCAAACAAUAGUUCGAAUGGAGUUAAAUUUAAGAUGCAAACAAUCUCACCAUUUCAUUCCUUGUAA
Molecule: messenger RNA, 1113 nt
Organism: Naegleria fowleri
Lineage: Eukaryota; Heterolobosea; Eutetramitea; Acrasida; Naegleriidae
Exons: 1
Coding region: 1-1113 (370 amino acids)
Source: RefSeq, a predicted model, not a curated record